Pseudophryne corroboree (corroboree frog) is the source of this 2278-nucleotide messenger RNA. RefSeq names its product glutaredoxin 2 (gene GLRX2). Gene Ontology annotation, molecular function: protein-disulfide reductase activity. The transcript has 6 exons. The coding region runs from base 220 to 678 and encodes 152 amino acids. Lineage: Eukaryota; Metazoa; Chordata; Amphibia; Anura; Myobatrachidae. Gene Ontology annotation, cellular component: mitochondrion. The record is from RefSeq and is a predicted model, not a curated record.
UUAGAAGCUUUGAAUAGGAAGGUGACUGUGGUGACAGUGCGCCGGUACCGUAGCCACAGACAGGCAGACUAUGUACAAGUUACCAGCCCAGCAGAUUUGUGUCGUCAGUGUAAAAUGAAUAGGAUGUGCAUCAGUACAUUUGCAUAAAUCAGUGGGAGCACAUAAAUGCAAUGAGAUAUCGUUAAUGCAUUAAAAUUCGACAUUUAAGAAACAUUGCUAAUGCCAGUGGACUGCAGGAAGGUGUGGGCUUUGCAGUUGAGAGAAGGAAUUUAUCAUCUAUCAAAGCAAUUAACAACCUCAUUUGCAAACAGAAUGGGCAACUUUUUUUCAAACGCCACAGAUUUACCUCAGUUUGAUGCCCUAAAAAUGGUAGAGGAGACAGUCUCCAAAAAUUGUGUAGUCAUUUUUUCAAAGACCACCUGUCCUUAUUGCUCAAUGGCUAAAGAGGCAUUUAACAGUAUAAAUGUGAGUUAUAAGGCAAUUGAGUUGGAUGAAUUGGAGAAUGGAAGCCAGGUUCAAGAAGCACUUCAUGAAAUGACAGGAGGAAGAACUGUGCCAAAAGUAUUUGUUAAUGGAGCCUGCAUUGGAGGGGGAACUGAAACACGAAAUCUAAAUCAAGAGGGCAAGUUACUCCAACUGGUCCAGCAGUGUAACAUCAGAGCUGACAUUAGAACCUGACAUUUUCAUUUUCAUUUGACCAAGGACAUUUUGAGUUGAAGUCUGUAAUAUGGUUAUUACGAAUUUGGCCAAGAACAGUCACACAUUACAGCAUAGUUGCCUACCCUCCCUUAUUCUUCAGGAGACUCCCUGAAAUAGCAGUAAUCUCCCUCACUCCCUGAAUAGUCCAGCAAUCUCCCUGAUAAUAAAUCAGAGAUACAUGCAUUCAAAUGGGAUCAUCGGUGUCAUUUCCCUGCAUUGCUUAUAAGGCACAAUGAUCCGUAUGGCUACAUGCAUUUUAAAUAAGGUUUCUCGUGGCCACUUACAGUAUAUGGAACCUCUUGUGGAAUACAAUACAUGAACAAAUCCUGCAAAAUAUUAGUGUCUUUUCUUCAAAAAGUAGAUCUUACUAACUUUGGAGCUCAUUUACAUUUGGAUGUAAGUCAUUUUCAUGACACGCCUCUCCGAUGUAGCAGUACGCGCCCACGAUUAUAGGUGUCGCUUCCACAAUCUCCUUAAAAUUAUUUUUCAAAAGUAGGCAAGUAUGCAUUACAGUGCCGUUAUUGCUGAGAUCUGGCUAUCCCAUGAAUGUUUUAAUUUCUAGUCGGUUGGAAAAAAAAAUGUAAUAACUUGCAACACACUUUUGGAUAUUGUAAUAAUGGGAUAUUAUGUUUGGUUUAAUGGAGAAGGUAUGGAUUCUAACAAUAGCUUUCACUUUGGAUAUGAAUCUAUUUGUAGAGGCCACUGAGCAGUAUGAAAGUUUUUAAAGAAGCGAUGGGUCUGUUAUUGCCCAUAGCAACACUUUCAUCUUGGGCACCAAUCUGUAUGUUGUUCAUAAUCCAGAACUAUAUGCUGCUGGUAUCCUGGAAAUAAGAUAUUUUAUUUAAAUUCUAUUUAUGAUAUACUUCCUUAUAUGUUGUAACAUUUUUCCUACAUUGAUAAAUGUGUUUUCUGUAAGACAGAAGUUGGGGUGGUAGGGUUGUGUACUAAUGUGUUUGUAUUGCAUAUAUACUAUAUAUUUGGGUGUGGUAUGGAAGGUAGAUAGUAACUAGGUCGACAGUGUCUAGGUCGACCACUAUUGGUCGAAAGUAACUAAGUCGACAGAGAUGCUAGGUCGACAGGGUCUCUAGGUUGACAUGUUCUAGGUCAAAAGGUCGACAUGAGUUUUUUAUGGGGGGUUUUGUGUUGUUUUCUUCGUAGAGUGACCAGGAACCCCAAUUAGUGCACCGUGUCCCCUCUCAUGGCUCGCUUCGCUCGCCAUGCUUCAGGCAAGGUGCCUCACUCCGCUGCCGCUGCGCUCGGCACAGGUUACCGUUCCCAAUUAUAGUCCACGUGGAUCGUUAAGUAUGAAAAGGUUCAAAAAAAGAAAAAAAUCGUAAAAAAACUCAUGUCAACCUUUUGACCUGUCGACCUAGAACAUGUCUACCAAGAGACCCUGUCGACCUAGUUACUGUCGACCCAUAGUGGUCGACCUAGUUACUGUCGACCUAGAGACCGGAUCCCAUAUAGUUCUGUGGAUCAAAGGUUACACUUGCUUUAUACUGUACUCCAUGCUGAACAUGGCUCAUUAUCUGUUUUAGCUGCAUGAAGGAGCUUAAAUAAACAUUUUAUUCACAUGGUA